AGAAAAUAUUAGGCGCCUAAUUGCAUUCCUCAAUGGUUUGUGUUUAUCUAUUUCGUUAGUUUUUUUUAGUUACCUGUGACACUCCUCAAGGCUGCAACGAAUCUUCCUAUGCUCGUUGAGUUGAAAAGUGGUGAAACUUAUAACGGCCACCUUGUCGCUUGCGAUGACUGGAUGAACAUUCAUCUUAAAGAAGUUAUUUGUACAUCUCGAGAUGGGGAUCGCUUCUGGAAAAUGCCGGAGUGUUAUAUUCGUGGGAGCAUAAUAAAAUACUUGCGGAUUCCAGACGACGUAAUCGAUAAGGUUAAAGAGGACUUGCAGCUGGCUAAAAUGCGUAAUCGUUCUCAGUCUGCAGACACUGGGCGUGGUGGUUUUCAUAGAAAUAAGGCUAGAGGUAAUAUAACUCAGUUUUCGUAUAGUUCUCGUUAGACAAUAUCCUAUAGUUUGUGCUUACGCCCAUGUAUUUUCAUUCAUAACUGUGAUCUUGUUAACCAGCAUCUCAGCUGAUAUUCGUGUUUUCUUCGGCGUGCUUCGUCUUUUUCUCAAAACAUUGUGCUUAUCACCUAUUUCCAUGAAUUAUUUAAAUAUCGUUAAUAUUGCAUUUUGAGACCUCAGAACUACUGGCAAUAUAUAUAUUUAUCCAAAGGGUAUUAAAUUGCAUAUUAGGGAGGUUUACUAUUAAAAUCGUUUUAAUAUGGUGCCACUAGGAGGCUUCACACAUUAGCAAAACAUGAUAGCACUAUCGGUGAGACUAUAAUGUACGGACAAAGCAAUCAGAUUUACGACAACAGGUUUUGAAUUUUGGCACAAAAUUCAUUCACUCAUUUAGCUAAAUAGAGUUUUAGCACUAUGGCUGACGUCACUUCGUGAUGGAAAUUGUAAAUCUAAUUCCUAACUAUCAACUGUAAAUAUUAGUCCUGAUUCCUAGCACUGGUUUAUAACCUUUAUUUAGCCUAAGUAUGUAGGUGGACAUUCUCAAGAUCUUUUCAGCGUUCAUCAAAGAUCGUCCAUAAAUUAUAGUCUCACCACACUAUCUUAUUUUCAAAGGUGUUUCCAUUUUAAUAAUUUUCUUUUCUUUACUACCUUAUAACUUUUUCAAAGUACUGAGUAAACGACCGCUUUUCGUGAGUGAUCGAAGCUUCCAGUAAUUACAAGCAUGGUCACAAAACCGUCUAGGUAGUGUUGCACUUUUGUAUUUACUGUCCUGAGCAUUAUCCGUAAUACUCCUGCGUCAAGUGUUCGUAAAACAUACAGACUUAGCCUAUCGUAAACAGCGUAUGGUUAAAAAAACGAGAAUACCAUAGUCCAAGCAAACGUGCUGCUCAUAAUGAGUCCAAAUAGAUAAACUUGUUUGUGAAGACACUAUUGGUCGUCAGUGGUUAUAGCGAACCCCCCGAAUGCCCUGGUACGGUCGAGAGUG
Schistosoma rodhaini is the source of this 1417-nucleotide messenger RNA. The record is from the annotation of a GenBank genome assembly. NCBI's taxonomy places the organism in Eukaryota, Metazoa, Platyhelminthes, Trematoda, Strigeidida, Schistosomatidae.